AUGUCAGAAGAACAAGAACAAAAACCAGAUGUCAAAUCCGAAACACACAUCAACCUAAAGGUUUCUGACGGCUCCAGUGAAAUCUUCUUCAAAAUCAAGAAGACUACCCCAUUGAAAAGACUUAUGGAGGCCUUUGCUAAGAGACAAGGUAAAGAAAUCGAAUCUCUAAGAUUCCUAUACGACGGUGUCCGUGUGCUACCGGAUCAAACACCAGAAGAACUAGACAUGGAUGACAAUGAUAUCAUUGAGGCUCAUAGAGAACAAAUCGGAGGGUCCAUCUAA
This is a messenger RNA of Kluyveromyces marxianus DMKU3-1042, 282 nucleotides long. It is a transcript of the gene SMT3, whose product is annotated as SUMO family protein SMT3. The record is from RefSeq and is a predicted model, not a curated record. Lineage: Eukaryota; Fungi; Ascomycota; Saccharomycetes; Saccharomycetales; Saccharomycetaceae. The transcript has a single exon. Gene Ontology annotation, biological process: protein sumoylation. Gene Ontology annotation, molecular function: protein tag activity; ubiquitin-like protein ligase binding. The coding region runs from base 1 to 282 and encodes 93 amino acids. Gene Ontology annotation, cellular component: nucleus; septin ring.